CGCCCCCGCAAGGCGCCAAGCAGGCGUAAAGGCGGGCGACACGUAUGGGCGAAGUCCUAUAUCUUCCUUCGUUUCCCCCGCCCUCUCUCUCGUUCCCCUACGCUCUUGAUCACAGUCUCUUCUCUUCUCUCGCUCGCCAUGGUUUUCUUGGUCAAGCUCGGGAAGGCUCUCUUUGCGCUGCUGUUCAUCCUCUCUGCAUGGCAGCAGCUUGAUGAAUUUGGAGCUGACGGUGGACCUGCUGCAAGGUUUGUUGGGCCCAAGGUUGACUUUGUCACGGAUCGCGCAAGCUCAACACUGGGAGUACAGCUGCCAAAGAUUGAAAUUAAAAGUCUGAUAGCUACUGGUAUAGCACUGAAGGGAAUUGGAGGCAUUUUAUUUGCUCUUGGUAGCUCAACUGGUGCUUAUCUCCUGUUAUUGUAUAUGGGAGUCAGUGCCCCUUUUCUGCAUUAUUUCGACGACUAUGAUGAUCCCAACACUCUCCAGGGCAUCACACUGGAUCUGGCAAUUUAUGGAGUGCUGUUUUAUUUUGUCGGAAUACAUAGGUUGAUGCUGAAGCGGCAGGCCAGGAGGAGGUCCCUUGGACCAAGGACCAUGUAGACCGCACUGAUGUAUCGGAUAUCCGUCUACAUAAAAUAAGCAAGUGGGAUAUGGACACUGUAGUAGCUCUUUGUUAUGGGAUCUAGAAAAGCUCAGAGAGCUGUGGUUUGGUUUCUCGAGUUUCAGAGUGCUUCCAUAUACAUUGGCAUGUCAUUGUGGAGCAUCUUGUGUUUCUGUUUAUUCUGACAUAAACUAGUAUUCUGCUUGGGUUAGUAUAUAUGCUGAAUUUUGUUCGCCA
This is a messenger RNA of Phoenix dactylifera (date palm), 835 nucleotides long. RefSeq lists its product as uncharacterized. NCBI's taxonomy places the organism in Eukaryota, Viridiplantae, Streptophyta, Magnoliopsida, Arecales, Arecaceae. The record is from RefSeq and is a predicted model, not a curated record.